AGUCUAGAGCCCACACAAAGAAAAAAAUCAGAGCAAGUAAAAAAACUGAAAACAAAAAAUUUAUAAUAAAUCUUUCACUUACCAAAUACUCUUUCCGUUUCAGUUUACAAUAAAAUUUCGUUUCAAAAUAAAUCGUUUUAGGAUUUCAAUGUAAAAUUUAUUAAUAAUAUUCUUCAGUUUAUUUAUUUUUCUAUUAGUUGAAAUAUGUUUAGGUAUAUAAGUAAAUAUAUUUUUAUUUUGAAAAUAUGCAAAAUUAAAUGUGUUCUUAAUGUAAAUCUAAAACAACAAUUAAAAUGAAAUAAGAGAAUAAGAUAUAAGUUUCACAGGAAAUAUAGGAACCCUAGAUUCGAAGAAUUCACAUAAAUAAAUCCAUUUUUAGGUCUCAUCACCGGACUUCAUUGUGCGUUGUGGAGAAUCAGUAAUCGCAAUCACUAGUAACCUUUUGGUGUCCGUGUGAUCUCGGGAGGUAGAUUUUUAUUGAGCUCUGAAACAAACAAAGAUGGUUCACAACAAGUUUCAUAAACAGCAGAGAUGGGUCUUGUUUCUACUUCAUGCACGGACCUGCAAACGGCCAGGAGUGAAGUGCCCGGGACGAAAUUGCGUUACGGUUCAGAAGCUACUGAGUCACAUGAACAGUUGUGUAGAGCCUCAAUGCUUGUAUCCUCGUUGUCGUCCCACAAAGUCGUUGAUUAGCCACUAUGUAAAAUGCAAGGAUCUUUGGUGCCUCGUCUGUGUACCAGUGAGGACAUACCGUAAGCAACAAGCUAAUGAGCGUGCCCUGGCCGGUUUGAAAAUCAAAAGCAGUAAAGUGGACAAAGCUCGAGUAUCAAACGACUCAGUACGGGCCUCUGCUGGAGCUGGUUCUGGUGCUCCUCGUUGUGCUGAUACUUCCGGUAAUUUGAAACUCCGAGAGGACAUGAGAACGCUUGUCCUCAGCGAGGUACAGAAACAGAAUCCAUGUGCAGCUGACGAUGCAUCAAAGAUUCAGCAAAAUGCCAACUCUUCUGCACCUGGGACUAUGAUAACAACCACUCCUGAAGUUUCUGAGACCACCAUGGAGAUAGAGAAGGUUUCUGAGAACAGAGAUCGGUUGGAGAUGGAGGUGGCAGAGAUUCUGAUGUCCAUGAGGGUUUAUCGCUGA
Brassica napus (rape) is the source of this 1141-nucleotide messenger RNA. Its product is annotated as histone acetyltransferase HAC12. Gene Ontology annotation, cellular component: histone acetyltransferase complex; transcription regulator complex. NCBI's taxonomy places the organism in Eukaryota, Viridiplantae, Streptophyta, Magnoliopsida, Brassicales, Brassicaceae. The record is from RefSeq and is a predicted model, not a curated record. Gene Ontology annotation, molecular function: transcription coactivator activity; chromatin DNA binding; histone acetyltransferase activity. Bases 500 to 1141 code for a protein of 213 amino acids. Gene Ontology annotation, biological process: positive regulation of transcription by RNA polymerase II. The transcript is spliced from 4 exons.